Messenger RNA from Synchiropus splendidus (mandarinfish), 894 nucleotides. RefSeq names its product iron-sulfur cluster assembly scaffold protein IscU-like. Gene Ontology annotation, cellular component: mitochondrial matrix; cytoplasm. NCBI's taxonomy places the organism in Eukaryota, Metazoa, Chordata, Actinopteri, Syngnathiformes, Callionymidae. Bases 61 to 561 code for a protein of 166 amino acids. Gene Ontology annotation, molecular function: ferrous iron binding; 2 iron, 2 sulfur cluster binding. The record is from RefSeq and is a predicted model, not a curated record. Gene Ontology annotation, biological process: iron-sulfur cluster assembly; intracellular iron ion homeostasis. The transcript is spliced from 5 exons.
GUGACGCCACCUACAGUGUUUUUGCUUCAAACUGCGCCACAACUGUGUCUGAGCUGCAGCAUGGCGGGCGUCAUCGCAAACGCGUGUCGGAGUCCUCUGGGGUUUCUGACUAGGACGCUGUCUGUCCCGGAGUUUCUCACCCAGUGUUGUUACCACAAGAAGGUGGUGGAUCACUACGAGAAUCCUAGAAAUGUGGGCUCACUGGACAAAAACUCCAAAAACGUCGGGACUGGUUUAGUGGGAGCUCCUGCCUGUGGUGACGUAAUGAAGCUUCAGAUCGAGGUGAACGAGCAGGGCAAGAUUGUGGACGCCAGGUUCAAAACAUUUGGGUGUGGUUCCGCCAUCGCAUCAAGUUCUCUGGCCACUGAGUGGGUGAAAGGAAAAUCCGUGGAUGAAGCGCUGACCAUCAGAAACACCGACAUUGCCAAAGAGCUUAGUCUCCCUCCAGUCAAACUUCACUGCUCCAUGCUGGCAGAAGAUGCCAUCAAGGCUGCGCUGGCUGACUACCGGCUGAAGCAGCAGGACGACCAGCAGGUGGCAGCGCGGGCCAACAACCUGUGAGCACUUCCUGCGCCUGAGGAAACCUCCAGUAGAAGAUCACCUCUCACCAGUGUUGAUGAUGACGUCGUUGCCACCCUGUAGUCGUCUCUGCUCUUGUAUCUAUUGAAACUUUAGCCUGUCACUGAAACGCACAAUUGUUAUUACUCUGGCUGAAAGUUUGGUACAAAGUUGGGCCUUAUUUUUUGGGAAACACAUAAUGUUUUUAUUUAAAGGAUUAUGGAAGCAAACUGUGAGAUGCUAUGGCUUGAAACAAGUGGAAGUUUGGCUGAUGGGCAUGUAACCUUUUAGCAUUGCUUCCUUUAUAGUUAUCAAUAAAGUUUUCCUUAAGUCUUC